AUGGCCCGUCAGGGGCGUACGUGUGCUGUUGAGCUCCUGGCCUGGAAGAAGCACCGUGUGUGUACGGAUACGCGCGGCAACAUGUUCUUCCUGGUCUUUAUCUCGAAGCUACGGCCAACACGGGUGGAGGACAUGAUGCGCAAAUUCGUGUCGCGCGAUCCUCUUGCCAUGCAGGAUGCAGAUGUGCAGGCUUGGGUUUCGCUGUGUUUUGCCACAUCUGUGGCCGAAGCUGAGCAUGCGCUAGAGCAGUUGCGGGUAUAUGACCCCAGAGCGUGCAGCUUUAACUGGACACGGGCCGUGCGGAUGUUUUCAGACUUGCGGCUUGUCGUGUUGGGGCCGAAUACGCAGCGCAUGUGGACCUUGCGCAACGUCACGGACCCAUCUGAGGACGGCAACGUCCAUCACCUAGGCCUUUGUUUCCUUUGCGCACACGCAGUGCUUCACGGGCCCUGCGAACAUCUGUAUCUGGCCCUGCUGGCUCUGGGCAGAUUUCAGUUCACAUAUGCUAGUCGCUCAGCCCAGAGUGGCCUUUCGGGCUUGGGAACGUCCGCGGCCCACGCGUCACAAGCGGACCCGGCUGAAGGGGCAGACGAGGCCAAUGCUGACGGAGAGGCUGAUCCAGUGUCGGACCCCAUUCUGGACCAGGUCUUACGGGAAGCCGGCCUGUUGCACUAUCGCCAUAUGUUCGCUUCCCAGCAGAUCUCCUUGCCCGUAAUCUUGGAGAUGAGUUUCGCGGACUUGCGCCAUUUCUUCAAGAUGUCUCCAGCUGAGAGCUACCGCCUCAACACGUGUGCCCAGAAUGUCCCAUCGUCUACGCCAGAC
Molecule: messenger RNA, 822 nt
Organism: Symbiodinium pilosum
Lineage: Eukaryota; Dinophyceae; Suessiales; Symbiodiniaceae
Source: the annotation of a GenBank genome assembly